Guyanagaster necrorhizus is the source of this 1050-nucleotide messenger RNA. Its product is annotated as mRNA triphosphatase CET1. Gene Ontology annotation, biological process: 7-methylguanosine mRNA capping. The transcript is spliced from 5 exons. Gene Ontology annotation, molecular function: polynucleotide 5'-phosphatase activity. The record is from RefSeq and is a predicted model, not a curated record. Gene Ontology annotation, cellular component: mRNA capping enzyme complex. The coding region runs from base 63 to 953 and encodes 296 amino acids. NCBI's taxonomy places the organism in Eukaryota, Fungi, Basidiomycota, Agaricomycetes, Agaricales, Physalacriaceae.
CCCAAAACGGGAUAACUCCAAUCUUCCUUGCAACCUCCAUCUCCAGAUCCUCGACUCUCGGCAUGCACUCAUCCGGGACGCCCCCACAUAAACGCGCACGACGCGAUCCUGGCUCGGGUGUCAAUGGGAGUGCGUCUUCAUCGCUGCCACCGCUGUCUCUGUCCAUCCUCGGAGUUGAGCCAUUAGAUGAAUUCAUCAAGGAAAUAGCAGAUUUUAUCCACCAUAUGAUCAUGACGAAACCAAACAUAGCAGGCAAUGUCGAGGUGGAGGCCAAGGUGGGGGUGCUGAGGGACAACGACCGUGGUGCGCGGCUCAUGCUGCCUGUGCUCGUCGAGACAAUUCUCACGCCUGAUGCUGUGGAUUGUCGAUUUGAAUCCAAUAUGACUGCGCACCAGCACAAGCACUACAAUACCCUCCUCAAUAACCUGAAGACUUCAACUGCGACGGGCGCCUCAAUAGACUACCAUCAUCUAUAUUACGUUGACACGUUCUACACGGGGGAUAACAAAGAAAAAAUCCGUGUCACUCGCGACGAGAAGACAAGGAAUGUCGUAGAGUGUAUACGGAAAAUUAAGCUUGGAACACUCAAUAUCUAUAGUCCCAAGCGUGCGGCGGAUUGGCGGGUAACGGUGAAUUUAGAGGUGCCGGAACCACAUCCGCUGGGAUCAUCAACGAUGACGAGGCGGAAGGACCGGAUGAACUACACUCAUGAGGAGUUCGCCAUUGACCUGACGCAGGUCACCAAGUCGAGCGUAUCUGGUCCGCCAGAGAUCCUGCACGAACUCGAGCUCGAGAUUGCCCGCUCAGAGUUUUUGCUGUCAGCGGCUGCCCAUCGCGGAGACCCAAACGUUUCGGAAUCAGAAAGGUUCGCAUUUGACGAGCUGAUACGGGCGUUUGUGAAUAAUGCAAGGAUAUUGGUCCGGAAUUCUAUGGCCACCGACGGGUGGCAUUAACGACAGAAGUACCAGUCUACAAUAUAUAGUAGUGCACAGAAUUCAUUCGUGGUAUUCAGUAAGACCAAGGAGCCCAAUAAAUUAGAAAAAGCGAGUA